Molecule: messenger RNA, 756 nt
Organism: Cornus florida
Lineage: Eukaryota; Viridiplantae; Streptophyta; Magnoliopsida; Cornales; Cornaceae
Exons: 2
Coding region: 1-756 (251 amino acids)
Biological process (GO): phosphorylation
Molecular function (GO): protein kinase activity
Source: RefSeq, a predicted model, not a curated record
AUGGCUAUUGCCUACCUUUUUGCUUUCGUUUUUCUUUCCCAUCUAGCGCUUAUUCACUCAGCUGAAGAUGAUAUCAAAAGCCUACCCACUUGCCCCCAGUCCUUCCUCUGCGGAAAUCACAGUCCCAUCAGCUUCCCUUUCACAAAUACCUCGUAUGGCCAUUGCGGUAUUGUGAUAGAUUGUGAUCAUCCAGUUCCAAAGGUCCAAUUAGGAAACAAACACUGUUAUGAUGUUUUUAGCACAAGUGACAAAUUUCUUUAUAUUCAUGAUCCGGCAGUUGAAUAUCACAUAUCUCACAAUAGAUGCGAUGACACGUUCAAGAAUUUAACUCUUCCCGACUUUGCUUUUGUUUCCUUCACCAUCACACGCAAUCUCACCUUCUUCAAGUGCAACAAUACUACUCAAACAAAGUAUACUAGUUACAACAAAUGCACAGAAGGCUACUCAAUUUACUACAAAUAUACAGAAAAGGAUGAUCAUGAACCUGCACCUGAUAGUCUUCUCCGUGAAUGUUCAGCUAUUCAGCUGCCAAUACCAUUGUGGCCUAAUUCUCCAAAGCCCGGAGACCCAUUUUCAAUAUUGAAUGCAACUUUCGCUCUUGAAUUGCAUAUAUCCCAAGAUUGUCUUGAUUGUCAAAGUAGAGGAGCCCAAUGCCUAAAUGUCCAUCAAGAGUUUCAAUGUCAUGAGAAGGCGAAAGGCCAGGAAUGUAAGAAAUUCAGCCAGAUGAAAGAAUCUCAUCUUCAUCAUCAACAAUAA